GAAACUAAAUUAAUCAACCAUAAAUCAUUAAAAAUGGUCCAGGAAAAUGAACAGCAUAUAAGGGAAAUCGAAGAAAUUCUGAAAAAAGACAAGAGGUAUUUAGUAUUAGAUUAUAUGCCUGAAGAAAGGACUAAGUUGAUCCUUACCUAUCUGGAAGAUUUAGAUAAACGAGGACCUCCUCCACCUCCUACUGCGUCAGAACCCACUCGAAGACCUGCUAAAUGAACUGAACUCAAUGAAGGUAAAUAAGUGUGUUGAUAGAAUAAUGUUGAGUUAUCCAGUUACCAGCCUUUUGGGAACAACUGCUUCAUUAUUGCUGUAGAGAUAGUCUUCUACAGAAAAUGUCACAUUUAUGAAGUAAGAAUGUUUUUAAAAAAAAUGUGAAGGAUGGUUCACGAUUUGAUGUUUGUGUUCCUUUUGAAUACAUCAGGGAACAGUGUUCUUCUCGUAUUCAGACAACUCCAUACUGAGAGAAUGGAGUAAAUUUUCAUGGUUGAUGAACUUUUUAUUUAUGUAUAUACAUAGAUUGUUGUAAAAUAUUAGUAUCACACAUUGAUUUACAUUUCUUGAAAAUGUUUAACUUGUCCACCUAUUACAUCUCAAACAAAUUUUGUGCGAAAAAUACAAUAAAAAAUGUUGUGGUCAUGGCAAUCUAUUAUAUUAACGUUUUCCUGGCAGCAAAUGCACUAUUGUCAAGCAGACUUGUUUACUUUUUGAAAUUGGAGCUGCGUGACACAAGCUACUAAAUUUUCUUUCUUUUUUUUAUGGAUGGUUUUAAUGUGUGGAUGACAAGUGUCACUGACAUACAUUCUAAUUGAAAAUAUAUUUUUAAUAUGUAUUAUUACAGAAAAUGACAUAAUCAUAAUGUAAAAUGUCUUUGUCAUUUUCCCUCUCCAAGGCCAAAUGAUUCACUUUGGAGAUGUGUAAUAACUUGAUGCUCAGAAGUGACAGUGGGACCACAAGGUGUGCAGUAAGUGUGAAAGUGGUUGCUUUUGUAUCAUUUAUGUAAAUUGCAUUCUUUAUUUCUCAAAAUACAAAGCAUUUAUAAGUGUAAAUCUUUGGUUGUGGCAGUACCACUAUCUUUCCUUGUUUUAUUGUGCAAAUGGAAUUGAAGAUUGCCUUAUGAUUGUGCAUGAGAAAUUGUAUUCAUUGUGAGAAAAAUUUGUAUGAGUGAAAAAAAUGUGUGUUGUCCCUAUCAUAAUAAAAGCAUUUAUAAUGUGCAGUUCAAAUAAAUUUAUCGUAAGUGUUUUAAUUGUCCCUAAUAAAUUUUGUUUUUCCACUCUUAUUGGAAAGAUAUAGGUUAUUUGGAGAAAUUGGUUUAGGGGGCCACUUGUUGAGGGACCUUGGGAGAGUGGGAGAGGGGAAAGGGGCAUGGGUUUUCAAUUGGACGCUGUGAAACGCUUGCAUUAAAUUUGGUUAUCCCGAUG
Messenger RNA from Gryllus bimaculatus (two-spotted cricket), 1427 nucleotides. The record is from the annotation of a GenBank genome assembly. NCBI's taxonomy places the organism in Eukaryota, Metazoa, Arthropoda, Insecta, Orthoptera, Gryllidae.